This is a messenger RNA of Plodia interpunctella (Indianmeal moth), 2754 nucleotides long. RefSeq lists its product as uncharacterized. The transcript has 6 exons. The coding region runs from base 248 to 1273 and encodes 341 amino acids. Lineage: Eukaryota; Metazoa; Arthropoda; Insecta; Lepidoptera; Pyralidae. Gene Ontology annotation, cellular component: intracellular membrane-bounded organelle. Gene Ontology annotation, biological process: steroid metabolic process. The record is from RefSeq and is a predicted model, not a curated record. Gene Ontology annotation, molecular function: oxidoreductase activity.
GAAAGUAGACUCGUGCUUGCUCGGACGCUCUUCGCGGACGAAGCGUGCGCGCGUACGGAAUACGGUGGAAUUCUAAAUUUAAAUUUUAAAAUUUACCUUUGUUUACAAAGGUGUAUCUAAGUGGCCAGUGUUGUUUGUGUAUUGAAAUUGGAAUUGUUUUGGAUUAAAACAUCCGACUUGGAUACCGCAACUGAAACUUUGGAUUGUUGAUUGUUUCUACCAAGAAUAAUGUCCUGCCAUUGAUUCGAUGGAUCCCUUAACGUGGUUGUCCCUGGGGCUGCAGCUGGCGGCGCUGUGCUCCAUCGUGGGGGCUCUGCUGCUGUACCUGCUGAGGAAGGUCAGGGUUGCCGAGGUGCUGCCAGUGGACAGCGCGAAGACUGUUCUCGUCACUUCUGUGGACACUGCGCUGGGGUUGCAGAUUGCCACGUACCUCAGCGGUCGAGGCUGGCGCGUGAUAGCGGGCUGUCGACAAGGCGGGCUUGGAGCCCGUCUGGCUGAAUCCUGGCUACAGGCACACGUGGCUACCACGCCAGAGGACCAGCCCCCACCACGACUGGCGACUUUGGAGCUCGAUGUAGCGAGAGAGGAUCUGCUUGAGGAAGCUGCAAGGGCUACUGCCCAACAUCUGCCCGCUGGAGAACAUGGCAUUUGGGCAGUGAUAAACACAGCAGGCAGCAGCGGGCUCGGCGGCGCGUCCUGCUGGGAGGGCGCGCUGCGCGGCAACGUGCUCGGCGCACUGCGCGUCGCGCGCACCUUCUCCCCGCUGCUCGCCGCCGCCGCCGCUGACCAUCCACACGCUGGCCGACUCUUUUAUAUUGGGCUAACCUCAGACACAGCAUGCGACAGCCUGUCACGGCUGGAGACGGGCGAGUCGGGUGAGACGUGCGCGGGCGCAGCCGCCGUGCGCUGGGGCACGUGGGGCGCGGCGCGGGCGUUGCGCGCGGGACUGCGCGCGCGCCGCCUACACGUCGUGCUGCUGCACGCGCCUGACCUGUCUGCUUCCGAGAUCUAUGCACCGCCGCUGCAGCUCGUCGCACCUAGUCAGCCUUCCAGCCGCCCCGAAACGCCAAGCUCAGACGUGAGUACCACUACAGCAUCCUGCGCAGUCACCAUGCCCGGAGAGGCCGCGGAAUACAGCGCUAAGGUCCUCCCCACCAGCGCCCUGAAGGUCCUUGAAGACGCCCUCACAACCCCCGCCCCAAGAGACUCCUACUACUUGAAAAUGAAGCACGACACCUGGUUCACAAGAAUGCCGUCUCUAAGAGUGGCGUGAUUUUUUAAAAGUUGAUGGAAAACGCGUGGAUGGUUUUGUGUGUGUAUACGUACGUGCCUUUGCUUAUGUGGGAAUUUUGGGAUAAAGUUCAAGCAGAAUACAUGCUGCCUUGUUUAGGUUUUGACACUGACGUACUUUGAUGUAUUUUGCAUUGUUCGUGUCUGUAGACGGACGUCAAAAUGGCGAAGCUCGACUGAGCAAUGGGGCAUGGCUCUGCCGCCGUGGUGCAUUUUCACUGUCGAUUCUGUUCGUAGUGAGACGCUCAGACUACGAGCAUAUUUUAUGCUGAUCAUAAAGUUAAAUUUUACAAGAUACAUUAGACCACAGACGUUGAGUUUGGUGGCUUUGUGCAUAAUGCCUAUUUGUGUGUGUGUGUAUGGUUGAUAUUGGAAAGAAAUGGAUUGGAAUGAUUUUUUAGAUAGUAACGAACGAAGUUCGCCAGCCCAUGCGUUUUCCAAAACAUAUAUUUGUUAUGUCACAUAUUUCAAUGUUUAUUGAUAGUCUAUAAGGUUACGUAAUGCAUGCAUUGAAGAUUAUUCCCCUACCUACUAACAAUUAUCUCAAAACUUAACCAUAAAGUUAAGUCAAUGUUUAUUUUCGAGUUUAAUAUAACUGUACUUUGAUGUAGUGUACAAGAAUAAAAUAAGCAUGAUAUUAUUAUUGUAUACCACACAACAUACUUAUUAAUUAAUUAAUUAAUAAGAAAUAAUUAAGCUUUUAUUUUCAAGUAUUUUCGUAAAAAAAAAAUAUUUUUUGCCUAUGUAUCUGCGCUAAAAGUAGAGAAUUUUCUUGUCGAUGUUGUAUUAUUUGCCUUAUUUUUCUGUAUUUUGUAAAUUGUUACAUUUGUAUAAUUUUAUCGACCCACUAUCCCUAUUCGAGGGCACAGGGAAGUGGAUGUAAUGUGCCAAAUUAAGGGUACUUUCUCUAUAAGAACAAUUGUACCUAUUCGAUAUAGUUUACGAUGGUGAUGGAACAUUUCCCAUCACAAUAUUUCUCGAAUAUCAAUGAAAACAGUUAUAUUGCAAAUUUUGUGAGAAUUGUUUAAUGUAAAUAUCAAAAUUUGGUAAACGACUCUUAGUGUGCUAGCAGUAAAUUGUGAAUGCAUAGAUAUACAUAUUCAGUUAUAAAUUGUAUGCGUGUGAUUAAUUUUAAUGUUAGUAAUAUGCAAUUAGUACUUACUUUAAAGCUUAUGAAUUAGAUUUUAUUAACUGUUGGAUGUAAAAAAAGUGAUAGAUAAAAAUGGCCAAUCACAAAUUGCUGCUAGUAUAUUUAUAAUAUAUGUAAUUUGCUUAUUUACGUAUGUGUUGAAGAUUUAAAGCUGUAUAUUGCUCGCAAUGCGGAAAUCCAGUGAAGCCAGUAUCUUAUAUUUAAUGGUUUCGUAGUCUUAGAUUUAUAUUAUUGUGUUCAUGAGUCUGGUGUGCGAUAUGGACAUUUUUAAUGUGUAAAUAAUUUGUGUUGAAUAUUAAACGUUUCUCUAAUUA